Molecule: messenger RNA, 3423 nt
Organism: Laccaria bicolor S238N-H82
Lineage: Eukaryota; Fungi; Basidiomycota; Agaricomycetes; Agaricales; Hydnangiaceae
Exons: 8
Coding region: 1-3423 (1140 amino acids)
Source: RefSeq, a predicted model, not a curated record
AUGGAAAGGUCGUCAUCUCAAAAGCCUCCUUGCGCGAAGCCUGACACGACAUCUUCAAAUCGAUCUCUACCGCCCGCAGCCCACCUGGGUGCGAUUGUAAACGCUUUAGCGUUUUCGGAUACACAGACUCUGACAGAAUGGAUGUUCACGAAGAUACCCUCGAACCCGAAGACGCUCUCAGUGUACAUUCUGGUUAAGCUGGUUUUUGAAUCUGUGCGCCUACAGGACCUGCAAGUGUUGUGGACAACCGUUGAGACCACUUCUUCGGCCCGAAGGUCACCUGAUUUGACGAAGCGUGUGUCGACGAUGGCUAAUCUACUUGUCUGGCCAUCCAAAUACUUCUUCUACGCCAUAGGAAAUACGAGCGCGGUGUCUUUAACUGCAGAUCUUACCCUCGAAGAGCCUGCCCGUAUCUUACUCUUGGGUUGUGGUGACCCACGUAACAUUCUGCAUACAAUCUUCACCGAGCCUCGAAACUCUGGCCGCGCUCUGGACUUUACUUGCUGUGAUUUCGAUCCGGCGGUGUUAGCCCGGAAUAUGCUGUUAUUGACCAUGGUUGCUGAUCGCCAACCGUACGCCACGAUUUGGAACAUAUUCUUCCAUUUUCGCUUGGACAAAGAUUCACAUACCGCUCUCAUCGAUCAAUGCAAGAAGUUAAUUGAACACUCAGAGACCGCCCAGAAAUGGAAAGUCUCCCCAUACGCGUCAUAUAUAAAAAUGUCUACCGACUACACGCGCAAAGAACUCAGACGUCAUUGGACGCUAUAUGUUGGCAUGGAAGAGUUACCGAAUUCGCGACUUGCACCCAUACGCGAUGCAUUUGACCGACUAUCCAGGAAGAACUCCAAGGAAGGCACAAGCACGGCUACUCGUUCCCUGGGACCUCUUCGACUCCGCGGGUUGACGAUCCUUCCGGAACACUUCAGGAACUACUGGAAGACAGGUGUAACCUUUGUCGACGGAAAGAGAAUUGCCGCUGCGACAUUACUGAACCCGACCUUCGUCUAUUCUUUGGGCGGAGAAGGUUGCUCGGUCCACUAUGGAACCGAUCCCUUGAACGUCUUCCAUCUUGCUGCUUUAUUCGGCAACGCGAAAUCUGCAGUACCUAUGACGGAAGUCGUGAAGGCGGCAAAUCAAGAGUUCGCGGGUUGGUGUUCCUCUUAUCUCGACUCAUUAUCCUCUACUUCUCCACCCAUCAUCCGCUUUUUCGUCGGCGAAGCUACCGCCGUUUGCCGUGCGCUUCGCGCGUUUGGUGACGUGGGCAUACUCAAUCCGGGCGUCCCCGUGGCACAGUGGAAGACGCAGUUGAUACAGCUCAGCGGGGAUGAGUACUAUACAUCUGCUCCUGGUGGAGCUCCCGUGAACUUCAAUGUCAUUCACACGUCCAACCUGGAGGAUCACAUUGGAUUGCUGAACGUCCUCGUUACAUCUUUACCCCUCCUCUCGCGUGAACCAUCCAGUGUUCUAUACACCGAAUCACUUCUUUUCCUUGGGCAGGACUCCGCGACGAAGGAAUUCACAGAGCACCUCCACGCUGACCUCUCUGUCAUUGGUCUUCUCAUCGGUUUAUCUCCAGUCGAUUAUCUCUGUGGAUUUUCCACCCGAUCCAACACGCAUGAGCUAAUUAUGCACAGGCAGUCGAAACAAGGAGCAAAUGUAUCGCAGUUUCAACAGGUUACGACUUGGAAAGCACCCACUUCCGGAGAUACAAUUGCCUCUCAGACGGCAAAUAUCGCGUCUCCUGUGUUUGAUGAACAUCAGCUGGGGACCUUGCUUUAUGACAUCUACCAGUCCAUCUUCGAGCAAGAGAGCUCAAAGACGUUCUGGGCUGCCAACCAGAAGAACGUGUACAAAGCAGUUGGAGUCUCGAACCUUGCGCAUUACGGUCGAGAAUCCUUCGUCCUCUUGCUGCAGCUCAUCCGCCGUAGGCUUCAGCCCUCUGAGGAUUCAUGGACUCGUGUUAUGGACCGGUUUAUGUCACUCCAACUCGCCGCUUGGUCGAUCGAGUCAAUGGACACACUGCACUUACAAGAUUUUGGUGGGCAGUUACAUCGGCACGUUCCUGAUCUUGUGCGCAUUGUUCUCGUCGUCCCCCGUGAGAAACUUUCUGUGCUAGAAAACUCGAAGCCCGACGAAAUUGGCAAUCCACCACUGCAGUGCGACAUUUUUGGUAUGCGCCACCAAAACAUAUUCACCGCCGUACACGUUGCCUUUGGACGAGCGAUUCCCAUGGGAACAAAAUCUCGUCCACAUGUUAUUUUUGAAGAGGAUACGAGGGGUUGGGCAGGAAGCUCAUCGCUUGUUGUAUCCUUCGUUGCACCUUCUUGGCUUCUUUGUGCAGAGCCCCCAGAGCAGCUCAGCAUCGGCUUCGGCGUUCGCAAUACGCCUCUUGCAUGUGCAACUCUCAUCAAGAAGCUGGGUCUCGCUCUCCAUGUAUUCAGCGCCAAAUUGAUGGACAAGACCCUUGUUCAUGUCCUCCCCGAACACCCCUUGCCCUCGAGAUAUCCAUCUGAAUCAUUAGGCCGUAAAGAGCCAGGUGUAUUGUCUCAGAUCGGCAAAUCUGGGGCUGCGUCUGUCGAGUUGGAUGAACAGUGCGAAUUGAUCACGUCUUUGACUGCACGGGUGUCUAUUACCAACGAGGACUCUGCGCGGCUGUUCAGUGAAGCCGGCGGCAAAGUCGUUCCGCAAAUCACGCAGCUCUCGCCUUGUAUCAUCAGAGUUGCACUGGGUGACCAAACCCAGGAUAUAGUGUAUCCUUUCCCAGUCGCAGGAAGUGCGCAUCGGCUGCGCCUCGCUCGGAAGUCACGACAUAUUGAGGUUGUUGUACCGACCUCCAGAUCACUCAUGCCGGAUGGAAUGAAGCUGAAUCCGUUUCCCGUCAUCAACUCGAAAGGCCUGCUCCAUACGUGGAGCAUCCAUCGGGUUAAUCUGUCCGCCUUGCCCGUCCUUGACGUCAAGGCCAGAAAUAUCAAGGAGUGGCUCGACCCCCACGUCGCCUUCACGAUGUCCGCUCGCGAACUAUCACUCAGGAAGAAACAGCAGAUCGACACGCUGAUGUUCGUCAAAAACACCCUCCAGUCCAUUUUCGUUGGCGCCUCAGGAAUCCAAGGUGGAACUGUGCAUCGUCUAUUUGCUCUCCGCGAUAAGAAGACAAAUAAUUGCGAUACCUGCAUCUUUAUUGAUGAAAUUCGUUACGACCUGGCGGCUCAUACACUUAUCUGCGACGGGUAUGUCCUCCCUCUGACGGUGGAAAUAAUAAAGGAGAAUGAGAAGCCUUUCGCGAACCUGGUUCACCAGGGGAAAAUGAUCAAUAUUGAUGUGCUCGAAGGCGGGAUGCAGGCAUGGAAGCAGCUCUUGCCCGCCUUUGUGGAGAGGUGCCGGUCUUCAUGGACGCAUGGGGCGAAUUGUGAAUAUAUUGCUUAA